CCUCCCUCCCUCCCUCCUUUCUCUCUUUCUCUCUCUCCGACUAAUCUGACGGCGCUGCCCCGCUGGAAACGGCUUCGCUCCGGAUAUCUUCACGGAAAACCGCCCCAACACAUCACACCUUGAGCCGGGGUCGGGGUGGAGAAGAGGAAGGAGAGACCGAGAGAGACGGAGAGAGAUUGAUACAUAUAUAUAUAUAUAUGUGUGUGUGUGUGUGAUAUAAAGCCGGGGUGAGAGUCUGUCCCUUCCUCCCUGUGUGUGUGUGAGAGGUGACGCGCUCUGUACACACACACACACAUGCCCCUGGACAAGAGGAAUUCAACAUAAUCCUCCAAAUAUCUACUCCUCUUCCUUUUUUUUUUUGGUUGGUCGCCUCUUCUGCUUCUGUCUGGGGAGCUCGAAGUUAUCAGCAGGAAAAAAAACCCUCCCAAACGGCCGGAGACACACAGAGAGAGAGACACAGACACAGACAGAGAGAGGAGCAGCGAGCCGGAGCCGAGGGACGUUUGCUGGAGGUGCCCUGCUACGGAGACAUGAAAGAGAAGAGGCUAGCUGGUCAUUGGUAGGCUGCAGCCCCUGUACUAUGGACAUCCUUCAGAUGUCUUCUCCAACUGAAGAGGUCAGUCUCUGCUGAUGUUGUCGCCACUGCCAAGCCACACAGAAGCUAACCUGAGAUCUGCGGAGCUCGGUCUGAGCAGUCGGUGAUUCCUGACGGGGACAUCUCCAAACUUUCACGCGCCUCUCUGCGCUUUUUCACUUUUGACCUUCCCCAGGACCAAAAAUAAAAAAAAUGACUAACAACGCCUCGGGCCACCACCCCGGCAACUCGGUAGCCGAGGGCAACCAUGAGGGCGAGUUCGGCUGCUCGGUGGCAGAUCUGCGAAUCCUCAUGGAGCUGCGAUCUGGAGAAGCGGUCGCCAAAAUCCACGAAACCUACGGCGAUGUACACGACAUCUGUAGAAGAUUGAAAACUUCCCCAAUAGAAGGUUUAUCCGGCAGCCCAGCGGACCUGGACAAACGGAAAUUAGUCUUCGGACAGAACUUUAUUCCUCCUAAGAAGGCAAAAACCUUUCUGCAGUUAGUGUGGGAAGCACUGCAGGACGUGACGCUAAUUAUAUUAGAGAUCGCGGCCAUUAUUUCCCUGGGCCUCUCGUUCUACCGACCUCCUGGAGGAGACAGCGAACUGUGCGGUGAAGCUGCUUGCGGGUGGGAAGAGGGCGAGGCGGACACGGGAUGGAUCGAAGGGGCCGCCAUCCUCCUCUCCGUCAUCUGCGUGGUGCUGGUGACGGCCUUCAACGACUGGAGCAAGGAGAAGCAGUUCCGUGGGCUGCAGAGCCGUAUCGAGCAGGAGCAGAAGUUCACCGUAAUCCGCAAGGGCCAGGUGAUACAGAUCCCCGUGGCCGAGAUCGUGGUGGGGGACAUCGCCCAGAUCAAGUACGGUGACCUGUUGCCUGCUGAUGGAAUCCUCAUUCAAGGCAAUGACUUAAAGAUCGACGAGAGUUCGUUGACAGGAGAGUCCGAACACGUGAAGAAAUCCCUGGUGAAAGAUCCGAUGUUACUCUCUGGAACCCACGUGAUGGAGGGGUCGGGCAGGAUUGUAGUGAGUGCUGUGGGCUUGAACUCUCAGACCGGCAUCAUCUUCACGCUGCUGGGGGCGGGCAGUGACGAAGAGGAGAAGAAAAACAAGAAGGGUAAAAAACAAGGAAAUCCAGAGAACCGCAACAAAGCUAAGGCCCAGGACGGCGUGGCGCUCGAGAUACAGCCGCUGAAGAGCGAAGAUGGCGCCGACCCGGAGGAGAAGGAGAAGAAGAAGUCGAACAUCACGAAGAAGGAGAAGUCGGUCCUGCAGGGGAAGCUCACCAAACUGGCCGUGCAGAUCGGCAAAGCAGGUUUGCUGAUGUCGGCCAUCACAGUCAUCAUCCUCGUGUUGUACUUUGUCAUCGAUACCUUUGGAAUUCAGGGCCGCCCGUGGCUGGCAGACUGCACGCCCAUCUACAUCCAGUACUUUGUCAAGUUCUUCAUCAUCGGGGUGACUGUACUGGUGGUAGCUGUCCCAGAGGGGCUGCCACUGGCCGUCACCAUCUCACUCGCUUACUCCGUAAAGAAAAUGAUGAAGGACAACAACUUGGUCAGGCACUUGGACGCAUGUGAAACAAUGGGGAACGCGACGGCCAUCUGCUCUGACAAGACGGGCACCCUCACCAUGAACAGAAUGACAGUGGUCCAGUCGUACAUCGGGGAGACUCACUACCGGCAGGUCCCAGCCCCCGAUGCCAUCUUGCCCAAGGUGUUGGAACGCCUCGUCAACGGGAUAGCCGUCAACUCUGCCUACACCACCAAAAUACUGCCCCCCGAGAAGGAAGGCGGGCGUGCGCGCCACGUGGGCAACAAGACGGAGUGCGCUCUGCUGGGCUUCGUGCUGGACCUGAAGCAGGAUUACCAAGCCGUGCGCAACGAGAUCCCGGAGGAGAAGCUCUACAAGGUGUACACCUUCAACUCCGCGCGCAAGUCCAUGAGCACGGUGCUGAAGAACGCCGACGGCACCUUCCGCAUGUACAGCAAGGGAGCGUCCGAGAUCAUCCUGCGCAAGUGCACUAAACUAGUGAACAAGAGCGGGGACGUUGUGGCGUUCAAGGCGAGAGACCGCGACGAGAUGGUGAAGAAAGUAAUCGAGCCCAUGGCUUGCGAAGGUCUACGCACCAUCUGCCUGGCCUUCAGGGACUUUGUCAAAGAGCCGGAGUGGGACAACGAGAACGAGAUUCUCAACGACCUGACAUGCCUUACGGUGGUCGGCAUCGAAGACCCAGUCAGGCCUGAGGUCCCAGAUGCUAUAACCAAGUGCCAGCGGGCUGGGAUCACAGUGCGGAUGGUGACGGGCGACAAUAUUAACACCGCGCGGGCCAUCGCCACCAAGUGCGGCAUCAUCAGCCCCGGCGAGGACUUCCUGUGUAUUGAAGGCAAGGAGUUCAACCGGCUGAUCCGCAACGAAAAGGGCGAGGUGGAGCAAGAACGUCUGGACAAGGUCUGGCCAAAUCUCCGUGUCCUCGCACGAUCGUCCCCGACUGAUAAACACACGCUGGUCAAAGGUAUUAUUGACAGCACCAUCGGCGAGAUGCGGCAGGUGGUGGCGGUGACAGGCGACGGGACGAACGAUGGACCGGCGCUGAAGAAGGCGGAUGUCGGCUUCGCCAUGGGGAUUGCAGGGACGGACGUGGCCAAAGAGGCGUCGGACAUCAUCCUGACCGACGACAACUUCAACAGUAUCGUCAAGGCCGUGAUGUGGGGGCGGAAUGUCUACGACAGCAUCUCCAAGUUCCUGCAGUUCCAGUUGACCGUCAAUGUGGUGGCUGUCAUUGUGGCCUUUACUGGUGCCUGCAUCACGCAGGAUUCCCCUCUGAAAGCGGUUCAGAUGUUGUGGGUCAACCUGAUCAUGGACACCUUUGCCUCCUUGGCCCUGGCGACAGAACCACCCACCGAGUCGCUUCUGCUGCGCAGGCCCUACGGCAGGAACAAGCCGCUCAUCUCCCGUACCAUGAUGAAGAAUAUCCUCGGCCAUGGGGUCUACCAGCUCACCAUCAUCUUCACCCUCCUCUUUGCUGGCGAGAAGAUUUUCGACAUUGACAAUGGGCGGGACAGCCCCCUUCACUCGCCCCCGUCGGAACAUUACACCAUCGUCUUCAACACCUUCGUGAUGAUGCAGCUCUUCAACGAGAUCAACGCCCGCAAAAUCCACGGGGAACGCAACGUGUUUGAGGCGAUCUUCCGAAACCCGAUUUUCUGCAGCAUUGUGGUGGGAACGUUUCUCAUCCAGAUCGUCAUUGUGGAGCUUGGUGGGAAGCCCUUCAGCUGCACGGGACUAACUCUGCACCAGUGGCUGUGGUGCGUCUUCAUUGGAGUCGGAGAGCUAUUGUGGGGACAGCUGAUCUCCUCGAUCCCCACCAGCCGUCUGAAGUUCCUGAAGGAGGCCGGUCACGGCACGACCAAGGACGACAUUCCGGAGGGCGAGCUGAUGGAGGACAACGAUGAGAUUGACCACGCCGAGAUGGAGCUGCGACGGGGGCAGAUCCUCUGGUUCAGAGGCCUGAAUAGAAUCCAGACUCAGAUGGGCGUUGUCAACACCUUCCAAGGUGGACCCUCGUUACAGGGAGUGCUGCGCCGUCAGCCCUCUAUAGUCAGCCAGCAUCAUGAUGUAAAAACACUUUCUACCCCAACCCAUAUCAAAGUGGUGAAUGCGUUCCGUAGCUCGCUGUACGAGGGCAUCGAGAAGCCAGAGUCGCGUAGUUCCAUCCACAACUUCAUGACCCACCCAGGAUUCGAAAUGGACGACGACGAGCCUCGCAUCCCGCUCAUCGACGAGACCGACGUGGAGAUCAACAACGGACUGGCCAACUGCGGGAGCCCCCCCAGCCCCUCCCCCUCGCCCAACCAGAACAACAAUGCUGUCGACAGCGGCGUCUCCCUGCCCCUCUCAGACGCUCACCGGCUCGCCUCUUCUCCGCCCGGGAGCCCCCUGCACAGCCUGGAGACGUCCGUCUGACCAUUGAACACCCCCCCCUCUCGCUCGCCCCCCACACCCCCUGG
Messenger RNA from Leucoraja erinaceus (little skate), 4578 nucleotides. RefSeq names its product plasma membrane calcium-transporting ATPase 1-like. Gene Ontology annotation, biological process: calcium ion transmembrane transport; regulation of cytosolic calcium ion concentration. Gene Ontology annotation, cellular component: intracellular membrane-bounded organelle; membrane. Lineage: Eukaryota; Metazoa; Chordata; Chondrichthyes; Rajiformes; Rajidae. Gene Ontology annotation, molecular function: PDZ domain binding; P-type calcium transporter activity; ATP binding. The record is from RefSeq and is a predicted model, not a curated record. Bases 788 to 4534 code for a protein of 1248 amino acids. The transcript is spliced from 23 exons.